Messenger RNA from Jatropha curcas, 3691 nucleotides. It is a transcript of the gene MRH2, whose product is annotated as Armadillo/beta-catenin repeat family protein / kinesin motor family protein. Gene Ontology annotation, cellular component: spindle microtubule; mitotic spindle. NCBI's taxonomy places the organism in Eukaryota, Viridiplantae, Streptophyta, Magnoliopsida, Malpighiales, Euphorbiaceae. Gene Ontology annotation, molecular function: microtubule binding; plus-end-directed microtubule motor activity; ATP binding. Gene Ontology annotation, biological process: microtubule-based movement; mitotic spindle assembly; spindle elongation. The record is from RefSeq and is a predicted model, not a curated record.
CCGUAACGUUACUCGCUGACAAAUGACAACUACACCACCAAACCUCUUACAGGACAACGCGGGAACCAUUUCUAUCUCUCUCUUUCAUCGUGCCGUCCUCAAUCUCACUUUCUCUCUCUAGACUUCUUCUUUUGUUUAAAUUCCAAAUAUCCAGCCUUGAAAAAUGUAUGUUUUUAUCUCUUCUCUCUGAUGCUCUGAUUCCAUGAAACCAAUGGCUUCUGGUGCUAAUGUCAGAACGACGUCGUUGGCGUCUUACAAAGCUGAAAAGCAGCAACAAACUCAUUCUUCUACUGGAUCUUUGUCUUCGUCUUUGAAUUUGAAUUCGAGUACAAGAAAUGUGAAUAAUAGUAGUAUUAGUAAUAGUAACAGUAAUGCACACCAAAAUCGCUCCAGUAAAGCUGGGCUUUCACGACGUUCUUCUCACUCUCGUUCUCACUCUUCUCUCCAUUCCGACGACGACAAUGAUUCUGGAAGAGUGAGAGUUGCUGUUAGGCUAAGACCAAGAAAUGCUGAAGAACUCAUUUCCGAUGCUGAUUUUUCUGAUUGUGUUGAAUUGCAGCCAGAGCUAAGAAGGUUGAAAUUGAGAAAAAACAAUUGGAAUUCUGAAUCAUACAGAUUUGAUGAAAUUUUUACUGAAACUGCCUCUCAAAAGAGAGUUUAUGAAGCAGUGGCAAAGCCUGUUGUUGACAGUGUAUUGAGUGGAUAUAAUGGGACAGUUAUGGCUUACGGUCAAACAGGCACUGGAAAGACUUAUACAGUUGGUAGAUUGGGCAAAAUUGAUGCAUCGGAGCGUGGUAUUAUGGUCAGAGCUCUGGAGGACAUAAUUGCUAAUGCAAGCCCUGCUUCUGAUGUCAUCGAAAUCUCCUAUUUACAGUUGUAUAUGGAGUCAAUACAAGAUUUGCUUGCCCCAGAAAAGAUUAACAUCCCUAUUAAUGAGGAUCCAAGGACUGGGGAAGUAUCAUUGCCUGGUGCUACAAUUGUCCAAGUUCAAGACCUUGAUCAUUUUUUUGAACUACUGCAAAUUGGUGAAGCAAACCGUCAUGCAGCAAAUACAAGGCAGAAUACAGAAUCUUCACGAAGUCAUGCAAUUCUAAUGGUUUAUGUACGAAGAUCCAUCCAUCAAAACGUAGAUGAAAUAAAUUCUCAAGAUGAAAAAACUGAGUUACCUGGCAUCAACGGCAUACCUAGAGUUAGAAAAAGCAAGUUGCUGCUUGUGGAUCUUGCUGGAUCUGAAAGAUUGGAUAAGUCUGGCAGCGAAGGGCACAUGCUUGAAGAGGCCAAAUUUAUUAAUCUUUCUCUCACGUCUCUUGGCAAAUGUAUAAAUGCAUUAGCUGAAAAUAGUCCACAUAUACCCACAAGGGAUUCUAAGUUGACCAGAUUGCUGCGUGAUUCAUUUGGAGGCUCUGCGAGGACUUCACUUAUAAUAACAAUUGGGCCAUCUUUAAGGCAUCAUGCAGAGACAACUAGCACAAUUAUGUUUGGGCAACGGGCAAUGAAAAUAGUGAACAUGGUAAAGCUUAAAGAAGAAUAUGAUUAUGAAAGUCAAUGUCGGAAACUUCAGACUCAGGUAGAUCAGCUUGCUGCAGAAAUAGAUAGGGAGCAGAAGUUGAGAGAGAAUGUAAAAUAUGACUUGGAAAAACAGCUCAAAGAAUGUGAAGAGUCUUUUGCUCAAACAAAAAAAAACCUAGUCACAAGGUCCGAGUUUAUAGAGAAGGAAAAUACUGGACUGGAACUGAAGAUGAAGGACAUGUUAAAUGAAUUGGACCAUCUAAAGGACCAGAAUGAUUUGAUGCAUAACAAAAUUGAAUUGCUAGAAAUGAGUUUAAAACAUAGCCAGCAGCAAGAGCUGGAAAAUUCUGCCUAUCAGAAAGCACUAGCUGAAACCACUCAGAUGUAUGAAAAGAGGAUAUCAGAGUUAAACAGGCAGCUAGAAGAAGAGCAUGCUCAUUGUGAAAGCAUUGAAGAACAAUUAAAUUUAGUUAAGAAGCUCCUGACUGACAGUCAGAAAUCGAUUAAGCAAUAUGAGAUGGAAAAUUCAAUGUAUCAGAAAGCACUUGCCGACACCACUCAGAUGUAUGAGAAAAAAAUAGCAGAGUUAAAUAAGGAGCUAGAAGAUGAGCAUGCUCUGACUGAAAGUGUUGAAGAACAAUUAGAUAUGACAAAGAGGCUCCUAAAUGAUAGUCAGAAGUCAAACCAGCAACAUGAGGUUGAAAAUUUCACCUACCAAAAAGCACUCACAGAAACCACACAGCUAUAUGAGAAGAAAAUAGCAGAGCUAGUUAAGCAAUUAGAGAAUGAGCAUGCGCGUUUUGAAGGCGUGGAACAACAGUUAGAUCUAGCAAAUAAGCUUCAUAGUGAUUAUCAGGAUUCAAUUCAGGAUUUGGAAGAGAUUGAAGAACUAAGGGUGAAGUUACAAGAAAUGUAUCAACUGCAUGAAACCACUCAAACUGAACUCAGAUCCUUGAAAUCAAACAACAAAGAUUUGUUACAAGAGAAGGCAACACUAAGUGAAGAACUUUGUGACCUGAAGCGAAGACUUUUAGCUGAAGAAAAGCAACGAAAGAGCAUGGAACAUGAGUUGACCAAACUAAAGAAAAGCUCACAUGAAAAUGACAAUAACUUCGAGGAUAAGAAAUCAUACAUGAAGGAACAUAUUUGUAAAGGAUUGUGCAAGUCAAAUCCCUCAAAGGAGACACUAUCUUGUCAGAGAGCAACAAUUGCUAAGAUUUGUGAAGAAGUUGGACUGCAAAAGAUACUACAAUUAUUAACAUCUGAAGAUUCUGAUGUCCAAACCCAUGCUGUGAAAGUGAUUGCUAAUCUUGCCGCUGAAGAUAUUAAUCAAGAAAGGAUUGUGGAGGAAGGAGGGUUAGACGCAUUGCUUAUGCUGUUGAAAUCUUCACAAAAUGCUACCAUACUCAGAGUGGCUUCCGGGGCCAUUGCCAAUUUGGCAAUGAAUGAAAUGAAUCAAGGAUUAAUAAUGAGCAAAGGUGGUGCAAAGCUGCUAGCAAAAACAGCAUCCAAAACAGAUGAUCCGCAAACUCUUAGAAUGGUAGCUGGUGGGCUAGCUAAUUUAUGUGGAAAUGAAAACUUACAUACGAUGCUAAAAGAAGAUGGAGGCAUGAAGGCUCUUUUGGAAAUGUUAAAAUCCAAGAAUAAUGAUGUCAUUGCACAAGUCGCAAGGGGGAUGGCUAAUUUUGCAAAAUGCGAAUCACGAAGCAUACUUAAAGGGCAUAGAAAAGGUCAUUCACUUCUAAUGGAGGAUGGCACUCUUGAAUGGUUGAUUGCCAACUCCAACACUACUUCAGCUUCAACUAGACGCCAUAUCGAGCUUGCUCUUUGUCAUUUGGCCCAAAAUGAGGACAAUGCCAAGGAUUUCAUUUCAGGAGGAGGUUUAAAAGAACUAGUACGAAUAUCAGUUGAAUCCAAUCGAGAAGAUAUCCGCAACCUUGCAAAGAAGACAUUGAAAAUGAAUUCACUAUUUCAAGGUAUGGUACAUCAGGAGUGAUAGUAAAAAAUUGUGUUGUUGAUCAAUUUAGUGUAAUUGGUGGCAUGAUCAAGGGAAGCAAUUUAUUGAACCGGACAGAGUAAAAGAUUUCGCAGUAGUUUUACCAAAUAUGCAAUGUAAUUAUUAUUAUACAAUGAAGUUAUAUUCAAUCAAAUCAUUGAAUGAAAUUAGUUUUUUCAUGAGCUA